This is a messenger RNA of Morus notabilis, 1801 nucleotides long. Its product is annotated as COMPASS-like H3K4 histone methylase component WDR5B. The coding region runs from base 54 to 1001 and encodes 315 amino acids. The transcript is spliced from 2 exons. Gene Ontology annotation, molecular function: protein binding. The record is from RefSeq and is a predicted model, not a curated record. NCBI's taxonomy places the organism in Eukaryota, Viridiplantae, Streptophyta, Magnoliopsida, Rosales, Moraceae.
UCGUCCAACGACUAAGAGAGAGAUUUUUUUUUUUUUUAAAAGGAAGAAGAGCAAUGGCGAGCAGCGGGCAAGAGGCGCCGCCGUACAAGCCGUACCGGCAGCUGAAGAUCCUACGGGGGCACGAGCGCGCCGUGUCGUGCGUGAAAUUCUCUAACGACGGCACCCUCCUCGCCUCCGCCUCCCUCGACAAGACCGUCGUGAUCUGGUCCUCCGCCACCCUCUCCCUCCUCCACCGCCUCGUCGGCCACUCCGAGGGCGUCUCCGACGUAGCCUGGUCCUCCGACUCCCACUACAUCUGCACCGCCUCCGACGACCGCACUCUCCGCAUCUGGGACGCCCGCUCCCCCGGCGGCGAGUGCGUCAAGACCCUCCGCGGCCACUCCAACUUCGUUUUCUGCGUCAACUUCAACUCCCAAUCCAAUCUCAUCGUCUCCGGUUCCUUCGACGACACCAUUCGCGUUUGGGAAGUCAAGACCGGUAAGUGCCUCCACACGAUUAGGGCUCACUCCAUGCCCGUCACCUCCGUCCACUUCAACCGCGACGGCUCCCUCAUCGUCUCCGGCAGCCACGACGGCUCUUGCAAGAUUUGGGACACCGCCUCCGGGACCUGCCUCAAGACUCUCAUCGACGACAAGGUCCCUGCUGUUUCCUUCGCUAAGUUCUCUCCCAACGGCAAGUUCAUUCUCGUCGCCACUCUCAACGACACUCUCAAGCUGUGGAACUACUCAACCGGGAGGUUUUUGAAAGUGUACGCCGGUCAUGUUAACAAGGAAUACUGCAUAACAUCCACAUUUUCCGUGACAAAUGGGAAAUACAUUGUUAGCGGAUCGGAGGACCGUUGUGUUUACUUGUGGGAUCUCCAGCAUAAAAAUAUGGUUCAGAAACUUGAAGGCCACACUGGUACUGUCAUCUCCGUUUCCUGUCACCCUACUGAGAACAAAAUUGCCUCUGCAGGCCUCGACAAUGAUAUAUCUGUGAGGAUUUGGGUUCAAGAUGCCUGAGUCAUUAAGACAUUGUAGCAUUUGCGCUUGUACAUUAUCGUUCAAGAUGCCUGAGUCACUGGAAAUUAAGCGUUUGCGCUUGUACAUUAUCGUUUCGAAUCAUUGAGCUAAUGAUUGAUGCAUCUUGGCUUACUACUUGAGAAGCCUAGGGAUUCUUAAAUCUUUAAGGUGCAUUGGAAGAAAGCGCAAAAAGAAAAAAAAAAAAAAAAAGAAGCUUUGAUUGAAUAUUUGCAAUCUACAUGUUACUUAUGCGCUUCUUUGCUGUGCAGUAUACUUUGUUUAACAUAUGUUCUAUUGGCAGAAUAUUUUGUGUCCGUAUGGUUUUCUUUAGAGGUUUACAUGGGUUAUAUUGUUUUUUAAGAUAAGUCCCAACUGCUUUAGGAGAAAAAUAAUGAAAUCAUCAUUGUGCUGUAACACGUUUACAACGAAGAUCCAUGCUCUGCAACUGCUAUUUUCUGUUAUGUUGAGAUACAGAGAUGGAACAAAAUCGCGACUAAAGCUCUUGCAGUUACUUUGAGCUGAUGAAUAGUUCUAUUCCCAGUUUGAGCUGAUGAAUUGACAACACCCGCAGGCAAAUGUUGAGCAGGUGUGUGUUGGCAAAUUAAACUACAAGUAUGUACAAAUUAGGAUUUAGUGUUUUCUUGAAAUAAGAAUGUUGAUGCAUUCACAAAUACAGAAGAGUUCGUAGCCAAAGUGUAACUAAGAAAUUUAUUUCCGUAUUUCUUAUUUGGAUUUGACAUGCACGAACUGUUUUCACUUAUUCUCAUCACAUGUGAAAAUAACAUUCUACAACUUGUUCA